AUGUUGUACAAUACAUAUUUCAACAAGUGGUGUUUAGUAGAAGAAUUAGUAAAGAAGAAAUUUUAUAGUGAAGUUGUCAGUGAUUUCUGUUAUUUGGAUAUCAAGCUAAGGAAGGAAUUGACAUCUUUUUGGCUUGGUAACGAUCCUAUCAAUCAAGAUGAUAUUAAUGGAUUAUCAGCAGAUUACUCUUGUGAUUAUUUUGCACUUUGUCUCUUACUUUUGAUUUUUAAGGAGAAGAAGCAUGAUGACUUUUUAUCCAUGGAUAGUAAAUUAGAAGAUUUGGCAGAUUUACUUGAAAUGAACCCUUCUUUGAUUUAUUUCAAAGAGUUGGAACAAUGUAAUAGUGAAUUCAAUUUCCAAGCAUUUGUUGGAGAGUUUAGUAAGAAGGGAAAAGUGCUUUCACAGACUAGUAAUUCAACAUUGUUAAACUUGUUAUUAAACAAUGAUGACAUUGACCUUUACUCUUACACCAAUGAGAGAUAUGAAUUGGUUCAACCUUUAUUGAUUAUAUCAAGUGCAGAAACUCAGAUGGAAGAACAAGUUGAUGUAUUUAAUGAACCAUUGAUUCUAACAGAAGAUGAUGCACUCACUGAUGAUGAUUCUAUCGAAAUGGCUAGAGCAGAUCAAGAUGGAUACUCAUCCGUUAGUGAAACUCAAAGUAUUGUUUUCCCAUAUGAUGAUUUGCCAUCUCUAAAUGAAGACACGCUUUCCAGUCUUGUAAUCAAACCAGAUGUUAGUGGUUUGAAUUUAAUUGUGGAGUAUGAAAAGAAGGAAUCUGCAAUUAUAGCAGAUGAUGAAAGUAUUGACUUUAAUGAGAAGGAGGAAGAAGAGAUAUUUGACACUUCAAAGGAAACAGUUCUUCUCAUCAAUCGUUACAAUGAGAAUGGUUAUAUUGAAGAGGAAGCUAUCAUAGAACCACCUGUUAAGGAUGUUAUUCAAUUGAAUGAAGAACUUGAAGCCUUUGAAAUGGAGUUAUUCUUUGAAAAGCAAAUGGAUAAAGAUGAUUGUAACAAGUCUGAUGAAGGUCCUCCAAUUUGGUACAAUAUUUGCUUUGGAAAUGCUGAUCAUUGUGAGGAUGAAGAAGAUGAUGAAGAAGAAGAUGUUGAAGAAGAUUCUUCAGAUAGAGGUGGUAUUAGUUCUGAUUCAGAUAAUGAUCAUAAUGUCCAUAGACCUAUUAAGAAAUCCAAAUAUUUCAAAUAA
Messenger RNA from Naegleria gruberi, 1200 nucleotides. RefSeq lists its product as uncharacterized. The record is from RefSeq and is a predicted model, not a curated record. NCBI's taxonomy places the organism in Eukaryota, Heterolobosea, Eutetramitea, Acrasida, Naegleriidae. The transcript has a single exon. The coding region runs from base 1 to 1200 and encodes 399 amino acids.